GCGCGGUGCAUUGUGGUUACACCGGCCGAUCGCUGUCGCUGGUUGUUGUCUAGUGAUUGUGAUGGUGGAUAAGAGAGUCUACGCUGCUCGGAGCUGCCGUGUUUCGACUUACAGUUACUCAUAACGUCGUUGCAGCGUUAAACUACCGAUGAGCCUGGUUUCCCCGCUGCCCUGAUGCCAUGGCCUCCAGCCGCAGCUCCUCUUCAGUGCCUCGCCCCGGGGCCGGCGGCGGCGGCGGCGGCGGGAGCGGCAGCCAUGCGCUCUUCAGGAAGGACCGGGACAGAGACUCCGCCCCCCGACACUAUAAGCCCACCCGCUCGCUGCCCGACGUCUGCCCCAUGGAGCCCACAGGUGAUGCUGGGAGGCUGUGCGACGGCCCGUCGGUGGUCGCCGACCAGCACAGGUGGACCGUGUACAACUCCAAGGUCAACCUGCCCGCCGCACUGAACGACCCCCGGCUGACCAAGAGGGAGUCGGACUUCUUCACCAAAACCUGGGGCCUGGACUUCGCCGAGACCGAGGUCAUGCCCGCCCACUACCUCCCCAACAUCACCAAGGAGCACUUCUCCAGCUACCUGCAGGAGACCUCCCAGAGAGAGAAAAUCCAUGAAAGAUGCAAGAACAUCUGUCCUGUGAAGGAUGAACUCGAUUCAGCCUCCAACAUCACAAACAACCACGAUAAAUCACGGACAGAACUGGAGCAGGUGCCUAAGAUCUUCAUGAAGCCGGACUUCGCGCUGGACGACCCGGCGACCUUCAACGCCGUGCUGCCGUGGUCGCACUUCAGCAUCGCCGGGGGCAAGGGCUCCCGGGACGUGGCGUCGUCACGGCUACUGCAGGAGAAGCUGAGCCACUACCUGGACGUGGUGGAGGUGAGCAUCGCGCGGCAGAUCUCGCUGCGCUCCGAGGCCUUCUUCCACGCCAUGUCGUCGCAGCACGACCUGCAGGACCGGCUGCGGGAGACGGCGCGGGCGGUGGCGGCGCUGCGGGAGCGCAUGGCGGCGGUGGAGCGCGCCCUGUGCGAGGGCCCGCUGCGGGUGCUGCGCCAGGCCGUCGCCCGCGGCAACUGCGUGCGGCUGCAGAACAAGCUGAAGCUGAUGGCGGCCGUGCACCAGACGCAGCCCACCGUGCAGCUGCUGCUCUCCACCUCCGAGUUCGUGGGCGCCCUGGAGCUCAUCGCCACCACGCAGGAGGUGCUGCAGCAGGAGCUGCAGGGGGUGCUCAGCUUCAGGCACCUGGGCUCCCAGCUCUGUGAGAUGGAGAAGCUCAUCGACAAGAUGAUGAUCGCCGACUUCAGCACCUACGCCCGGAGCGACCUCAACCGGCCCCUGGAGGAGGACGUCCAGGUCCUGGAGAAGGACCGGCUGGAGUCCCUGGUGUUCGGCCUGCUGCGGCAGAGGAAGCUGGACUUCCUGGAGAUCUACAGCGAGGAGAUGAUCAUGGCCGCCAAGGGCAUCGUCAAACAGUGUGUCUUGAACACGGUGUCGCAGAUGGAGGAGAUCGACACGGAAACGGUAGUGAAGCUGGCAGACCAGAUGAGGCUCAUGACCUUUGUGCAGUGGUUCGAGCUUCUGAGGAACGUGUUCGAGAACUUCAACCUCUUCCUGAAGCGAAUCAAGGCCACGCUGAACGUGAUCCGGAACGUGGUGCUGGAGGUGCUGGACAGCAGCCAGCGGGGCAAGCUGGCGGAGCCGGCGGUGGCAGAGUGCCGUCCGGGCCCCCCGGGGCCCCCCCAGCCCCGGGACUCUGACGUGGCCUACCUCACCCACGAGGGCAUGUUCAUCAGCGACGCCUUCGGCGAGCCCGAGGCUCCGCCCCCCGGCCCGGACGCCCGCCCCGCCCCCAGCGCCCCCCGCGCCCCGCCGCAGCCACGCGGCGAGCCCUCCUGCGGCAGCGACUCCGCCUCCGGCACCACCGAGUCCUCCUCCAGCCGCGAGCACGCGCCAGCAGGGGGCGCCGGAAUCACGGUGAGCGAGGACAUGAUGCCCUCGGACCUGGAGCUGGGCCGGGUGGCGGGGAACGUCCAGGAGCUGCUCUACACCGCCUCGGACGUCAGCCACGACCGCUGCGUCAAGUUCCUCAUGGCGCGGGCCAAGGACGGGGCCCUGGAGCGGCUCAGCUCCUCGGAGUUCGUGUGCCUGUCCCAGGCCGUGGAGCAGUUUGUGCGGGACACCGAGGAGCUGUGCCACCGCCGCAGCGUCUCCCUGCAGGGGGCGCUGCAGAGCCAGGCCAACCGCUUCGUCCACCGCUUCCACGAGGAGCGCAAGACCAAGCUCAGUCUGCUGCUGGAUAAUGAGCGCUGGAAGCAGGCUGAGGUUCCUGCAGAGUUCCAGGACCUGGUCAACUCCAUCGCCGACGGCAGGAUCAGCCUACCAGACAGGAAGCACACGGGUACAGAAGACAGGAAGCCGAGUGACUACUUGACUGUGGAUGGGCAGAAGUAUGCUGUCGUUGGCACGGUGCUGCUGCUGAUCCGGAUCUUCCUGGAGUACUGCCAGUGCGUCAACGACAUCCCUUCCAUCGCCACGGACAUGCUGACGCGCCUCUCCGACCUGCUCAAGCAUUUUAACUCGCGGAGCUGCCAGCUGGUUCUGGGGGCGGGGGCUCUGCAGGUGGUUGGCCUCAAGACCAUCACUACGAAGAACCUGGCAUUGGCGUCUCGCUGUCUCCAGCUGGUGGUUCACUACAUUCCGGUCAUCAGAGCUCACUUUGAGACCAAGCUGCUGCCAAAGCAGUACAGCAUCCUCAGGCACUUUGACCACAUCACCAAGGACUACAACGACCACAUAGCCGAGAUCUCCGCUAAGCUGGUGGCCAUCAUGGACAGUCUGUUUGAGAAAGUGUUGUCUAAGUACGAAGUGAAGGCCCCGAUGCCGUCGUCCUGUUUCCGUAACGUGUGCAAACAGAUGGCCAAAAUGCACGAAGCCAUCUACGACCUGCUGCCCGAAGAACAGACACGGAUGUUGUUCUUAAGAAUCAACGGCAGCUUUAAGCUCCACCUCAAGAGGCAGCUGUCGCGACUCAACGUGGUCAACGACGGAGGCCCUCAACACGGGCUGGUCAUGGUGGAUGUGGCGUUUUUCACGGGGCACAUCCAGACCCUCCGGUCCCUGGAGGCCCUGGACCUCAACAUGGCGGAGAUCUGGGAGCAGAAGAGGUGAUGAAGCGGCCUUUUCCUGCCAGAGGAACCCAAACGGACUGAACCGGACCUCGCCCCCCCAUCGCCCCGCCCCGUCACCCUCCUGCACUCUUUAACCCGGUAACUGUUGCCGGGGCCCCCGUGCGAGGAGAGGAGGGAGGGGAGAGGCACCCAAGCGUUCCCCAAAAGCCCAGGGAGAGGGAGAGAGUUGUUCAUGUGUGGAGCUAAUCAUGAAUACGCACAUACACGCACACAGACAUUCACACACACACACACACA
This is a messenger RNA of Anguilla anguilla (European eel), 3418 nucleotides long. It is a transcript of the gene vps54, whose product is annotated as VPS54 subunit of GARP complex. The record is from RefSeq and is a predicted model, not a curated record. The transcript is spliced from 23 exons. Gene Ontology annotation, cellular component: GARP complex. Bases 180 to 3161 code for a protein of 993 amino acids. Gene Ontology annotation, molecular function: syntaxin binding. Gene Ontology annotation, biological process: Golgi to vacuole transport; retrograde transport, endosome to Golgi. Lineage: Eukaryota; Metazoa; Chordata; Actinopteri; Anguilliformes; Anguillidae.